This is a messenger RNA of Linum tenue, 249 nucleotides long. NCBI's taxonomy places the organism in Eukaryota, Viridiplantae, Streptophyta, Magnoliopsida, Malpighiales, Linaceae. The record is from the annotation of a GenBank genome assembly.
AUGACUUCUCAUACGACAUACGAAGGGCGGUACCAUAGUUUUUGGACUCAACUGCAGCAACUCAUCCAACAAGACUGGGAGAUUGAGAUCUCUCAUACUUUUCGAGAAGGUAACAAGUCAGCCGAUUACCUUGCAAACAAAGGGCAUUCUCUUAGUCUAGGUUAUCAUGUUAUUGAGAGAGGUGACCCGGGCCUCAACUUUUGGAUUUUGUAUGACUCUAUGGGCAAUGCCCAAUCUCGAUUAAUUUAA